AUGCCGUCAAUUUCCUUACCACAUGCAGGCCGGGCCCCCGGAAAUGUACGACCAAUCGCGCCGCUUCAUGACGAUAACCUCCCGGCCAUGAACUCAUCCUUGAACCUUUUCCAUCUGCGCACUUCCACCCCUAGGGACAGUCAUUGCCGAAGCCCGGGAAGAUGCGGGAUUGUGUUGGGCAUCUCGACCCUUCGUCCGCCGAAAACCGAGAACUCACGACUCCAAGAGGCAACCUCGUGGCCGCCGCUUCCUCGGUCCAUCGUCUCCCACUUCCCCGCGAUAACCUCCUUCAUUGCCGGAGAAAUUCCACCCAACUCGGCUCAUCUCGUGUUCCUGAUAUCGUGACACUCCACUUCCAAGAGUUUCUCUUCCCGUCCUCCGGCGCAAAGAGACCUCAAUCUCGGGUCUAAACCACGAGCUUGCAUAUGUACAUGUCAUGGUUUCGCAACAUUU
Messenger RNA from Colletotrichum destructivum, 453 nucleotides. RefSeq lists its product as uncharacterized. The transcript has a single exon. Bases 1 to 345 code for a protein of 114 amino acids. NCBI's taxonomy places the organism in Eukaryota, Fungi, Ascomycota, Sordariomycetes, Glomerellales, Glomerellaceae. The record is from RefSeq and is a predicted model, not a curated record.